UGAGGACCGUCGGCGACGACCCGAUUUAACUAUCUACUUGAUCUCCUCUUCCCCAUAGACAAUCCCUUCACUGCUCUCAGACACCGUGUUGUUGCAGUCACAAUGGGUUCCAUCUCGACUGCUGGCGAGGCUGUCGCCCGCAUCGCACAUUUGGCCUCCGACGUGAUUGUGUCGGUUGUGCCCUCAUUGAAGGAGGAUUCAGAGUUCUCUGAAGUACUGCGCUCGUUGCAGCAGAGCAAUGCGCCUUCUGUUGUUGCUAAGCAGCAGCCAGAGAUCAUCUCUGUCCGCCAGAAUGCCGACCCUCUCCUUUCGGUUUUCCAGCCCAUUCGUGCUGGCAAGCUCACCAGCGUCACCACCGCCUCCUCGAUCCUGGUGAAGUCGAUACCACACCUCUACAAGCUCGCACAAUACCCCGUCGUUCUCCACGUUUCCGUGCAGCCGACUGGCUUCCCAGACUUCUCCGAUAUCACAUCCAUCAGGCAGUCUGGCUUCACAUUCUUGCAGUCUGAGACACUACAGGAAGCACAAGAUAUUGCCUUGACUGCACAUGCUUUGGCUAUCAAGUCGGGCAAGGGUGUCAUCCACUUCUUCGAUUCAGGCGCGUCUGCUUUCAAGAAGUCGAUUGUACAGGAAGAUGCUCAGCUGCUCGGCCGUGUCAUUGACCUUGACGCUGCGGCCGCCUUCCAGCACACCAGCUCAGCGGAGACUUCUCUGUACGCUGACGAUGGGAGGAAUGCGACCCUCUCCUUCGCCCGUAGCCAGACCUCGGACGCCAACAACACAGAAUCUACACCCUUGAGCUCUUCGGAACUGCGGUCUGUCCCAGCAUCAGAGAGGAAUAGCCAGCGUGCCGAUUCAUCUUCUGGCUCAUCUCAGCGUGACACCAGCCAGAGUGGCGCUUCAGUGUCUUCCGCGACCACUGUUGAGUCUUUGAUCUCAAAGCCUGUUUCGUCUGAAGACAUCUAUCGAUUCGCCUCGCAAAUCUGGGAGACGAUCAAGGAGUCCACCGGACGUGCAUAUGACGCGUUCUCCUACACUGGCGCUGGCAACGAAGAGGCCGCCAUCUUUCUGUUUGGCGCCGAUACCGGUGUUUUUGCCACCGAGCUCGACUCUGCGGAGGACUCUGAGCCAUACGCCAACGCUGGUUUGAUCACAGCUAGGAUGUACCGUCCCUGGUUGGGUGCGUCCCUCGCCCCACUCCUCCCUAAGUCGAUCAAAAAGAUCGCUGUUCUGGAGCAGGUCCGUCGCAAGACCACUAAGUGGGGUCCUGCUCUUCUGGACCUGUUGAUGUCUCUGAAAUCGACUGGUGGCGCAUCACCUUCCGUUGUUGGCUUCCAGUUGGGUUAUAUCGACGAGAAGACCGUGGCACAGGCUCUUCGUGGUGUAUGGCAGAACCUCACUAGCGAGUCGCCCAUUCAGAACCUCCAGAUCGGAAACAUGGAUGGCCCAAAAGCUGAGUCGCCGAAGCUCGAGAAGCCCGCCCUCGAGAACGCCUAUGUGAAGAUCUUGGACCAAGUCUUCGGCGACAAGCUCCAUGUGGCCAACCAGCUCGGCGCACAGAAUGCUGGUAUCUCCAACGAAAUUUCUGCUAGCCCUGAGUAUGGUUUUGGAUCUCUCAUUGCCCGUAAAGAGCACAGGAAGCGAUUUGUUGAUGAGGCUGCGUCUGCUUCCAAGAGCAACGACUUCAUCACAAAUGCACCAAAGGAGUGGCUGUCUAAGUGGGCACUUAGCGCUAACCACGCUGACGAAGCUAACGAUCUUGCUCCUGAGGUCAUUGCACGUCUGAGCACUGACGGCUCCGCUACCGCCAACAAGUUCCUCGAAUCCAAGAAGUUGUUCUAUCAAGAGUCGUCCUGGUUGGUCGGUUCUGAUGCUUGGGCAUACGAUCUUGGCAACUCCGGUGUUCACCAUGUCCUCGAGGCUGGUGAGAAUGUCAACAUGCUGAUCAUUGAUUCUACACCUUACUCUGAGCGCGCCGCUGCCGACUCUGUACGCAGGAAGAAGGACAUCGGCCUGUACGCAAUGAACUUUGGCAACGCCUAUGUUGCCUCUGUUGCUGUGUACAGCUCAUACACUCAGGUCUUGGAAGCCAUGAUCGAGGCUGACAAGUUUGAUGGUCCCUCAGUCGUCCUUGCUUACUUGCCAUACGAGAAGGAGACUGACUCACCUUUGACAGUCUUGCAAGAGACCAAGAAGGCCGUCGACCUGGGGUACUGGCCACUGUAUCGUUGGGAUCCCAAGGGCGAGGAGAAGGGCGAGCCCAACUUCCAGCUUGACUCUGAGAGGAUCAAGAAGGAGCUCGAGGAGUUCCUUGCUCGUGACAAUUACCUGUCUCAGGUCAUGAAGAGACAUCCGGAAUUCGCGUCUAACGUUUCCGGAAACUUUGGCACGGAGGUCAGGCAGUUACAGAAGCGCAAGGCCAAGGAUGCUUACAGCCAGCUCCUUGACGGCCUCGCCGGUGACCCAUUGACCAUCCUCUUCGCCUCCGACAACGGCAACGCUGAGAAGGUAUCGAAGCGUCUCGGUAACCGUGGUAAAGCGCGAGGACUUAAGACGAUGGUUAUGGCAAUGGACGACUACCCUCUUGAGGACCUUGCCAAUGAGCAAAACGUUGUCUUCAUUACCAGUGUCGCUGGUCAGGGUGAAUUUCCCCAGAACGGACGCACAACCUGGGAGACUAUCAAGGACUCUACUGACCUCGAUCUCGCCACUGUCAACUUCUCCACAUUCGGUCUCGGUGACAGCCACUACUGGCCUCGCAAGGAGGACAAGAUCUACUACAACAAGCCUGUCAAGGACCUACAUGCACGCCUGCUCACACUAGGUGCCAAGGAGCUCGCACCUGUCGGUCUUGGAGAUGACCAGGACCCCGACACAUACGAGACCGCCUACCAGGAGUGGGAGCCGAAGAUCUGGCAAUCGCUCGGUGUCGCCAACGUCGAAGGCCUGCCCGAGGAGCCUCCGCCAAUUACCAACGAGGACAUGAAGGCUGCUUCGAACUUCCUCCGUGGCACCAUUGAGGAGGGACUGGCGGACACAUCUACCGGCGCAAUUUCUGCAAGUGAUCAACAGCUCACCAAGUUCCACGGUACCUACAUGCAGGAUGAUCGCGAUCUGCGCGACGAGCGCAAGGCACAAGGUCUCGAGCCAGCCUACUCGUUCAUGAUCCGAUGCCGUCUUGCUAGUGGUGUUGCUACCCCUAAGCAGUGGCUCCAGAUGGACGAGAUCAGCAGUACGCUCGGUAACGAGACCAUGAAGCUGACCACCCGUCAAACAUUCCAGUUCCACGGCAUUGUCAAGGGAAAGCUUAAGCCAGCCAUGCAGGCCAUCAACAAGUCCUUGAUGACCACUAUCGCCGCAUGCGGUGACGUGAACCGUAACGUCAUGUGCAGUUCCCUCCCUACCCAAUCAAAGUACCACGGACAGGUCCACGCCAUCUCCCAGAAGAUCAGCGACCACCUUCUCCCCAACACGUCUGCUUACCACGAGAUCUGGCUUGAGGAUGACGAGACUAAGCAGAAGCGCAAGAUCGCAGGCGAGGCUAUUCAGGACCACGAACCCCUUUACGGUCCGUUGUACCUCCCCAGGAAGUUCAAGAUCACCAUUGCUAUUCCGCCCCACAACGACACCGACGUCUACGCUCACGAUAUCGGUCUGAUCGCCAUCAAGGGUGCUGAUGGGAACCUCGUUGGCUUCAACCUUCUCGCCGGUGGUGGUAUGGGUGUCACACACAACAACAAGAAGACCUACCCCCGAACUGGAAGCAUGUUCGGUUACGUUGCCGCUGAUCAGGCCCAUAUUGCCUGCGAGAAAAUCAUGCUGGUGCAGCGUGACCACGGCGAUCGCAAGAACAGGAAGCACGCUCGCCUAAAGUACACCAUCGACGACAUGGGUGUCGAUGUCUUCCGAGGCAAGGUUGAGGAGCUGUGGGGCCAAAAGUUUGCUGACCCUAAGCCUUUCAAGUUCGACAGCAACGUCGACACCUUCGGAUGGCAGAAGGAUGAGACUGGUCUCAACCACUUCACUCUCUUCAUUGAGAACGGUCGUAUUGAGGACACAGCUGAGUUCCCGAUGAAGACUGGUCUCAUUGAAGUCGCCAAAGCUCACAAGGGAGAGUUCAGGUUGACUGGUAACCAGCACUUGAUCUUGUCCAAUGUCCACGAUGAUGACCUCCCGGCAAUGAAGGAGCUGCUCAAGAAGUGGAAGCUUGACAACAUCCAGUUCUCUGCUAUGCGACUGUCAAGUUCCGCUUGCGUUGCCUUCCCUACUUGCGGUCUUGCCAUGGCUGAGUCUGAACGUUACCUUCCUGUCCUGAUUUCCAAGGUCGAGGAGACCCUUGAGGAGGCAGGCCUGCGUCAAGACAGCAUUGUCAUGCGUAUGACCGGUUGCCCUAACGGUUGUGCACGUCCUUGGCUUGCUGAGAUCGCCUUUGUCGGCAAAGCUUACGGUGCAUACAACAUGUACCUUGGUGGCGGUUACCACGGCCAACGUCUGAACAAGUUGUACAGGAGCUCUAUCAAGGAGGAUGAGAUCCUGGAGAUCCUGCGGCCGAUGAUCAAGCGCUACGCUACGGAGAGGAACGAGGGCGAGCGCUUCGGUGACUUCGUCAUCAGGGCGGGUAUUAUCAACGAGACUACGCACGGAACCAACUUCCACGACAACGUAAGUCAUUACGCAAAUGCCGACACGCAAGCAUGAGCUAACUAUAUUCCAGGUUGCAGAAGAGGAGUCCGAUGCCGAGUAGACACUUUCGGCUGUCUAUGGUCAUGAUUGAUGGUUUCAUAUAGUUGCAUAUGGCUGCUUUGGGUAGG
Messenger RNA from Boeremia exigua, 4811 nucleotides. RefSeq lists its product as uncharacterized. The record is from RefSeq and is a predicted model, not a curated record. Gene Ontology annotation, molecular function: heme binding; sulfite reductase (ferredoxin) activity; iron-sulfur cluster binding. Lineage: Eukaryota; Fungi; Ascomycota; Dothideomycetes; Pleosporales; Didymellaceae. Bases 103 to 4698 code for a protein of 1531 amino acids. Gene Ontology annotation, biological process: sulfate assimilation. The transcript is spliced from 3 exons. Gene Ontology annotation, cellular component: sulfite reductase complex (NADPH).